ACAUACACUAGAACUCUAAAAUGGCGGCCAUGUUUGUUGUGCUUUAACUAUGUUGUCUACUCUAAAACGACAGUGUUUCACACCAGACGACAUGUAAAGAGUCUAUAGCCUUUUAUGGAUGUACGUAAAUAUUUGUAUAUUACUAGGCGUAUUAUUUGGUGUUAAUCCUGUCAUUUCUUGAAUUUUUAUAAUUAUUUUAUCCACUAAACGGAAUAGGAGCUGAAUUUUCAACAAUGUUUGCAUGUUUAGUGGCGGGUAUUGUGUAGAAAGAUAGCAUAUGAUGGAUUAUUUCUAAAAAAAAUGUGUUUACAAACAUGCAUUUUCACACUUGCAAUACAUUUUUCAACAGAAAUUGUUAUUGUGUCGUGGUUGGAUCAAAUCUAACACGUGAUAUAAGCAGGAAUGCGCGUUCACAAUGCAAGAAAUACAGGCAUCUUAUUCAUGGGCGCCAUCUUGAAAAGUCUCAAACUUUUUCAGACAUGAGCGAGGUCUUUACGUUUAUGACAAGUUUCGAUCUGUUGAAUAGUGUUUAUUGUUUUGGGUCUGUUUCUGAACAUUCCAAAGACACAUUUAUUGAUUAUUUUACUUUUUUACAAGUGCUGUAUGGCUGUUAUAAUUUUUCGUAACCUCAUGUCUUGUAAGGUGUUGAAAAAAAUGGGGAAAAUAUCUUGAUCAAACCUUGCAUUUUUCUAAAUGAAUAAUUCCAGAUUAUUUGCAGAUUUCCCCAUUUUAUUAAUCAUAAUUUACAUUUUCAAAAGUUCCUCUUUGCAUAAACAUUUUCCAAGGGAUUUUAACAUCAUUAAUUUUAUCAACAAUAUUAUGAGAAAUGUCUUAAUUUCAUCAAAAUAUUUCAAGGUGUAUUUAGCUGCAAGUAAAAAAUCUUUAUUUCAGGACUUGAUUUCACCAAUAAUUGAAUGUGUUUCAACAUAAAUUUUAUAGUAUUAAAGAGUAUUUGUUAGUGACUUUCAUUUGACCUUAAUUUUAAAAAAAUCCAUUGGGGACCCAUUUGAGCAAUUUUUACUUAAAAUACAUAGGCGCUAGAGUGUUUUAAAAAUUAUUCUUUUUUAAAAAAAAACAAUCUUUUAAAAAUAAUUUGGACGAUUUGAAUUUUUGAAUUGCUUAAAUAAUGUAUUUUCACAUUCUUUCUUGUUGCUUGUUACUGCAAUGUCGGCCUUACUAAGUAGACAUGUAACUUAAACAUCAUUUUCUGUCACUUGAAAUGUGCCAAUCUUUGAUUAAAUCAAUGAUUAAGUCAGAGCUUUUUGAAAAUACAUCAAUGGUAAAGAAACAUGUUUAAUCCUUCACUUUCUCAUCUGAAGAAUUCUUCACUGGUAGAGAAAGAUUUAAGAUUUUCUAAUACUCUUAAAAGUUAUUGGGCAUAAAAUUUAACAUAUUUGUAUGUUAAUCUGCGCAGAUGUUACAUCCCAAAAGGUAGUUUAUUGAAUUAAAUGUAAAGGUCUACAUUUUACAAUAGCAAAAAAGAAUCAUAUAUUGAUCGUAUUUAUGUUGCAGAUGUUAGAUAAAAAUAUGUAACUGAUAGAAAUUGCAUAUACCAUUAUGUGUAAGAAGGCCUGCCAUUCAAAAUUCAAUGUUUUUUCUUUAAGGAAUCUGCCAAUGAUCAAAAUUUUAUGGCAUAAUUGAAUGUGUUUCAUCCUAAACUUAACAUUAUUCCAUUCCAUACAUUAUAAGAAGUAAAAUAAAUAUAUUUUAUACAAUUUAUGAAGGGGACCCAUUUUUGCUAUUUUCCUGCAAAGUUAGAACUUAGAAUUUGAAAAAAGUUUACGCUAAUGUGAAUAUCUAUAGAUAGUGUGGUGAAAGUUUAUUAUUUCAUUGUUUGAAUCAUUAUAUUUUGAGACCAUAUGCAUUACAUUUAAAAUACAUAUGUAUGUUUUACAAUCUUAUUGUAAUUUAAAAGAAAAUUCCCCCCAAAACACUUAGCUUCACAGUGGCGGUGAAGAACUUUACAUGUUUAUGUAUAAUUUUUGCUGUCAUUUUCAAUAUUUAUUUUCUGUUGUAGGGUUUUUAAUUUAAUAAUUUUUAAUCAUGUGGUAAAGAAUGAGAAUUGUUAGUGCCCUUAAAUUAUUUGAUACGUUUUCUUAGAAAUUCCUUUGCUUAUCACCUUCAUGAAGAAGUUGAAUUUUUAAUAUAUUAUAUGAAGCAACGAUGAAGUUUUUUUUUUACAUGAAGUACACUAAAAUAAAAUUAAUGCAGAAAAGAUCUUACAGCUUUUUCUUUAAUUGUAUCAUUUAGGUAGGGUUAUCCUCACUACCUGAUCUAACUACCCCCUUAUUUGGGCCUAGCGGUAGCAAGAGCAAGGCUAGUGACAGUUUAGAAACGGAGCAACAGUCCCACUUACUAGGCAAUGGCCAUGCUGACUCGAUGUCUGAAUCAAGGUAGUGAUAUUUUAUUUGUUAAUUUGAGUGUUUUGAUUCGUUUAAGGGAAAAAUAAAUUUAUAUACUUAUAUUAAAGUAGCAAUUGUAUGAAGUUUAUUAAAAUUAAUUGGAAAUAUAUAUAAUAUAUAUGUUUUUUUCCAUUAAUAGUUUUGUUCAUCUAAAAUAAGUCACCAUUUUAAAAUGUUCUAAUUUGUUAAGUGGUUCUUUUAAAGACCCUUUUAUAAGACACACCAAUUCUUUGUUUUAAAUUAUUGAUCAUUACUAUCAGACUUAAACAUUAAUAAAUGGGAAGGAAUCUACUUUAUUUUACCCUUGCUUUAAGGAUAUUACAACAAGAUAACACAUUGGUUGAAAAUCCAAGGUUUUGAAUUGCUUGGAAAAAUAUCCUUAAUUCCUUUUUCACUUUUAUAUGGGUAUCAGUUGCCAACUUAGCUGUGUCAACUGAAGUGCCUGAUUAUUCAGCCAUCAAAGGUGCGCUUUGUGUUCCCGGUAAUGAAUAACUAACCAAUCUAUUUUUCUCUAUUCAUUUUAUCAAUGGUUUGAGUCCCGAAAUUGAAUUUUGUUUAGAUGCUCUUAUUUUUUAUUGGUUCAUAAAUAAAUUGUACCGAGUAUAAAACUUUUAAUUUUAUAAAUCAUAGAUAUGUUAAAUUAUUAUGGGAUUUAUUUAAGUUAAUAUUGAGAAUAUUUUAAUGUCAUGUUAUGCAUAAGAGCAGUUCUCCACCAUUUUAAUGCAGAGACCCCUUGAUAACAUUUGCCAAGUUUUGAUGACUUUACUUAGAAAUUGAGAAGUUAAUGUGUGUGUGGGGUGGGGUAAUGAUUUUUAUUUACUUAUCAAUAUAUUUAUAACUUAUACUUUUAAUUGCUAGUUUAUACCUGCUAAUCUUGCAUUUUUGUUUCAUAAUUAAAAGCAUGAUCAUCUCACAACAAAGUAUUUGGUACUACUCUUUUGACUUUUAAACAAAUAAAUUAUUUUUGUAAUUAUUUUUUUCAUAUAAAACCAGUGAAUUGUUAACUUAAAUAAACUUUUGUGGGCCUAUUGCACUAAGGACAUCUAAAAGAAAAAUCCAAAAGAAUUUCAGUGGGAGUUAACUUAGAAGUUUUACCAUUAAAAAAAAUUUGAAUAAAAUCCAUUUAUAAUGUAGUUUUUAAAAAAAUGUACAGAAAUCGUCAAAAUUCAAUUAAUAAUUGAUACCAACAGAAUAAAUCAGUUUUUAAUGCAGCUGUGGUGUAGAGAUAAUAAAAAACAUACCUGAUUCCUAUAAAAAAAUAUAUUUAAAAUGAAAUGGAGUAAUAGUGAAUUUUUUUUAAAAAGCAUUCAUACAAAAAUUCAGAAGUAUCAAGUGACACAAGGCAUUUUAUCAGACUGAGAACCACUGGUGCAGAACUAAAAUUUGGAAAAUGAAAUGUUAUGAUUCAAAAUGUUCAAGUUAUAGGCUUAAGAAUUAUUUUGUUCUGCUUUUAAUAGCAGCACUUCUGUAUCAAAUUUGAGCUUUCUUUCUUUAAAAUUAUAUGUUAUGUCUUUUAAAAUAUAAAUUACUUUCUUUAUUUUUCUCUAGUGACUCGAGUUCUCAUUCUGACUCAGAUGCGGAGACUGAAGAUGUGAAAAAUAAAAACAUUUCCUCAUCAGAGGAGGAAACUGAACUUCCUAAACAAAUUCAGUUAACAGAUGAUGAUGAGGAUGAUGAUGAUGAAGAAGAUAAAAAAUCGAAAGACUCUGGUUCUGAUGACAAUGUUGACUCUGAAAAAAAUGAUUCUCACUCCGAAUCUGGUGAAGAGAAAAAGGAUUCUAAUUCUGAAGCUAAUUCUUCUGAUGAUGAGGAUGAUGAAAACAAGAAAGGGGAGCAGACUAAAAAUAAAAAGUCUAGUAUUAAAAGAGCCCUCUUUGACACAGAUUCCCAGGACACUUUUGAUAAUGAGACAACGCGCAGUAGCAGUGGAAGAAGAGUCACUGCUAUCAGAGAAUUAAAAGAUGUAUGUAGAUUGUGUAGCUAUAAUUCAUUUAUUUAUAAUUAUUUAUUUUUAAAAAAAAUAAACUUGGUAUAUUAUAUUUAGUUGUUCACUGCUAUUUAAAUUUUUAUUUCCAAUACAUUUGAACAGAUUAUUGAGGUGAAUUAUUAAAAUGCAUUUCUCUGAGGCAUAAGAUUAAUUAUUUCUCUAAAGAGAAUAUGGUCUCCUAUUUGCUGGUUAGGUAGGUGUUGAUGGAAUAUUUAACAUUUGAUGAAUUAGACAACUUCUUAUUAUGCUGAAAUUUUACUUGCGUUAAUGCUAAUAGCUUCAACUAUAAUGUGGCUAAGUUUUUUCUUUGCUUUUUUUAUACCUCUAUAAAAUAAUUUUAAUUUAAAGCUGAAAAUUUAAAUAUAUAUGCUGUCAUACAUUCCAUUAUAAGAUGCAUAAAUUAAUAAUGGCUCGGUGGGAAAUAGUAUAAAAAAUGUGAUGGUGUUUAAGAAUUAUUACUUUUACCCUUCAGAAACAAAGUAAUUAGCAAAUACAAAUUUCGUUUAUUUUUUUUAAAAUUAUGGUGAGAAGAAAGACCAAGUUUAAUGCCAAAUGUAAGGCUGUCUGCUAACAAAUCUAUCGAAUUCAUUUGUUCUAAUGUAUAGUGUCUAGUUCUUUAUUCUUUUGUAUUAGAUUGAAACAUAGUAAAAAAAAUGUAUGCAUUAAUUUAAGUUUAUGAAGUGACUGAUCAACUUAAAAAUGUCUUUGAAUUAACACCCCCACCCGCAAUAGUUUAAUUGGUUUAAGAGUUUUUAUAUAUAUAUUAUAUAUAUAUAUUGUGUAAGAGGUAGUUAACCUCUUGAUAAUACAACUAUUUAUAUAAAUAUUGUAUAUGCUAAGUUGAAUGGUUAAAAUUGGAUGGACUAUUGAUCUCCUGGUAAAACUUUAUAUGCCUAUAAUUGUGAGGUUUCUUAAUAAAUGUGAUUACAAUGCAACAGUUACUUGCUGUUUGUACACAUUUUAAAUAACUCUGAUUCUAAAAAAAAAUUAAUUUACAUUUUGAACUGAAGAUGACAUUCUACAGGUUUUUAUAUUUUAUUGUUUAGGGGCAUGCAAUGAUUACAAGUGAAUUAUGGUUUCAUCAAGAUAGUUUCAUGGGGAAAAAAGCGUUGUCAUAAUUUUACAUUUUUUUCUCUCCUUUGUGAACAAAGAUGAUCAUCAGUUGUUAAAUUUAUGCACAACUUAAAGUGGAAUGAUAAUGUAUAUAUAAAAAAAAAAUAUAUAUAAAAGUUAAAAACUCUACUUACUCCACUUCCCAUUUCUCAUAUCUAUUCUAUUGAACAAACAUUCAUGUUGAGCAAAAUGACACAGAUUUAUGGUAUAACCUUAGUUGCACAACUCAAGACACAAUUAUUAACUUGUUUUGUUGCUGCAUUUACUUUGUUCAGUAAUAAAAAUUAUAAAUUUUAAUUCUGUGUCUUAUCCAAAUAACGCUUUGCAGAAUCAUUGUGACAUUUUAACUUAAAGAGAGAUACAUGUACUUAAAAUGUUGAAUUUCUUUAUUUGAAUUCCUGAAGCAUAUUGCCUGAAAUUAAAAAAAAAAAAACUACACAUGCGUAAUUGGGACACUUAUUUAUUAUGAUGAUAGUGGUAAAUGAUGAUUUAUGCCUUGUUACAAAUAAUUUUCAUAAUCAAUACUUAUAGCAUAAUUUCAUGAGUGUUUUAAAGCUCAAGAUGUUACCGAUAGAUUUUUGUUUUUUAAAAGGAUUUAUAAUUUCAGAAAAAUAAGAUUAUUAAUAUGUCCGCUUUUAAAUACUGGUAAAGUAUUUUGUUUUUAAGCUUGUGGCAGGAAAAGAAAAAGUCCUCAUUGAAAUAAUUUGACAGCUUGCAACAAAAUAUGUAAAAUAAUUUUCACCUUAAGCCUUGGGGGAAAAAAAUUUUAUAAGCUAGCACCCUUACAAAAUUGUCCACAUCAGUCAAUACUCAGAAUACUCACCAAUGUUUGAUAACUUUGAGCUUCAGCAAAAAUUUUUGGGAAUUUUCUCUUCUCAGGAGUGGGACCAAAAGCCUGAUUUAUAUGGAAUUCGGAGAUCUGGCAGAUCACGGAGAGAGGUGGUUCGCUAUAAUGUAGGGGUUGGUAUCCUUCCCUUUCUUUCUUCCUUCCUUCCUUUCGCUUUUUUCUAUUUUGGAGUUUCUACUAUAUUUUGUUGCUUCUCUUACCUCACCUAACUAAUAAACAUAAAUGGUUAAUGCCAUGCUAUAAAAUAGCUCUGUAGCUAAGUAAUAUUCAAGUGUGUGUAUAUGUUUAUAUAUAUAUGUGUGUGUGUGUAUAUAUAUACAAAUAAUUAUGUUAUAAUUAAAUUAAUGGGUUGAUUGCUAAUUACCGGCAAAAGAAAAUGCAUUUGGUUGAAAUUUCUUGAAAUGUAUUUUUGACAGUUGGUCCGCUUAUUGUUUAAUGUGAGGCAUAUUUUGUGACAUUGUGAUUCAACAGUCAGAAUCAAAAUGUUAGAGAAUACGCUCUCUUGGUCAGGGGCGCCACCCUAAAGGGAUUCUUGUGCCACUGUUAUCGUGAUUUUAUGUUUUGUAGAUCACAAGUAAUAUCAUAAAAAAGUAAAAUAUAUAAAUUUUUAAAAUGCUGUAAAAAAUUAUUUAUCCAUUCUUAAUGCACAUCAUGAACAUGGAAAUGUAUUUUAGUUUUUUUUUAAAUUUAAAUAAUUUGAAAUAAGUUAAUCUUUUCACUCACUUAAAAAAAUGUAUUUCUAUUUUCAUUGAAUAAAGACAGAAGAUACUGUGAUGUAUCCAUCCAGCAUCAUGGCUGAAAAAUUUAACAUGACAGCCUUAGGUUGGCCAUGCCUACUCCAGGAUUUUAUAUAUAUCCUGGGCAGUUAAAUUUGGUGAUCUGAAACCAAUUUUAUUUUAAGUAUCAUGUCACUUAAAUUUUUACAUAGUUUUGUCUGAAGCUGAAGGGGUUGAAUUUAGACAAUAGAAACAUUUUUAUAUUGUUUUUUCGGUAACUGAAAUCAAAAUCACCACAUCCUGUGAAUGCUUGAAUUUAGUAAUGAACCAAAAACUUUCAAAUGAACAAUUCCUUUUACAGAAAUAUCUUGAUGGUUAUACCCGUGACUGUUUUUCUUGCCUCGAUAUUGGUUACUGAUCUACUUUUUAAAAUUUUGCUUCCAUUUUCAGAAUAGUGAUAGUGAAGGUGAUAAGAAAAAGAGAAGAAAAAGAAGGGAGUAGGUAUUUUUUAAAUUAUGUUUGGAACAUUUUUCAAUAUUAAAAAAAAAUCUUGUGUUUUUUAAACAUUCAAUGUAUUUGCUAUGUACAGUUACGGAUGGGCUGCUUUUGUCAACAACCAGAUAGCCUAUUUUAUUUUGAUAUUGUUUUAUAGCUCACCAAUGACACAUUUUAAAUACAUGAGCAGCAUCAAAAAUGCCCAUUUUGCUUAUUAAAAGAAAAUAAGUCAUAUAAAAAUAGAGUAAUUCAACAAAAUUUUUGGGAAUUAGUUUUCUUGUUGUAGUGUAUAAAUUUCCUUUUUUCAACAGGUCAGAGGAUUGGAAAAGUCAAGAGGAUGAAGAUGAUAAUGAUGAUAGUGAUGAAGAAAGCAGUGGUAGCGCAGAUUUCAAACCGACAAGAACUGCUAAAAAGUAACACUGAGACUUUUUAAAAGUUUUAAUAGUGUCUUAGCAUUUCUCUUCAUACAAUAACAUUUAUAAGCACUUUUUCAAUAGUGGAGCAAGAUAAAUUUAGGCAUGAGGAAAAAAAAAAAAGAAGACUAUAAGGACAUUCAGUAGACAAUACAAAUCACGAGACUAAAAAUUAUUUGAAAUGUAUAUUUCCAUUAUUAUUUUCACCUUUUAUUUACUUUACGGCUUACACCUAGAUUGAUAAGAUAUAAUAAUAACUGGAAACAUACAUUGCACACUAUUUCAAUCUCAGGACUAAGCCCCCUCAACGUACAAACAAAAAAAGAAAUAGUAAAGCACAACCAAGAUUUAAAGGAAGGAGUAAAAAUUUGUCUUCAUCUGAGUCUUCCGAAGAUAGUGAUUCUUAUAGUAGACCAGUGCCACAAAGAAAAACGGCGCAAAAAAUUAGGUAAGUGUUACAUGUAAAUUAGAACAAAAUGUAUGUAGUCUGGUUUGGCUGAUCAAAAUGUAUUGAAGGAAAGCAAUAAUUUGAUUGUGGAAUAUUGAUGCAUUAUUGUCAUGGACGAUGCUGCUGAACUACUUACUUGUGACUAAAAUGGCUUUGAUUUUAAUUUAAAAGUUAAUAUACUGGUGUGUUAAAUUUUCUACUCUUAAUUCUUUUAGUUUCAAUGAAGUUCAUUGUAAACCGAAUGAUUACUUUUUAAAAACCAAUAUUUGAGUAUUAUUAUUUAUUUUUGCAAUCUAAUUGUUCUAACAUAAAGCAUCAUGACAAAAGAACAUUUACAGUUUUGUAUUUAUUAGUAUUUUCACAAAUGUUUUUAAAAAAAAUCUCUAAUUCUUUAGAUUUCAGACAGUUGCUGCCAUCUAUUUAUGUAAAUUGGAUAUUUGAAUUAAUAGUAGUUUAAAUACAUUGUUAAAUGAGAGGAAAAAUAACAUCUAUUUGCCAAAACCAGAAUAUAUCGGUAUAUAUCAAUAAAUAACAUGCUAUUGGACUUCAAAAUCUAAAUAGUAUAAUAGUAUAAAAUACUUUUCAGAAAUUGUACAUUUUAAAUCAAAAUUUUCUAAAUGGCCUUUGAAGAAAAUAGAAAUAAAUUUGUAACUUAAACUUUUAUUCUAAACAUAGGAGCAAGUAUUCUAAUCGCCCUAUCAGGUGCAAAGUUUCUAAAAAGGCUGUUAGGUAAGAUGGUGGGCUUAUCAUUUGUAUAAAAGCUUGCUGUCUAUGUAGUAGAUUUUUGCUGUUAAUUUUGCACUUGCACUGUAGAGUGUACUUUUAUUAUGGUAAAGAUACAUAUCAUGUGAAUGUCUCCCUAACAGGAUGAAUGAAAAUAAAAUAUUUUUUAAAUGGUAGAGACGUCACUUAAUGGAUUGUCUGCCAAAUUCUGACUUUUUUUAUGGACUUCAAUUUCUCAUUUAAAAGCAGAUGUUAUUUUUUUUAAAUUUUACAUCUCGUCCAACUACUUUUUCCUUUUAGCUGCAGACUCAUUACAUUGACUUUGUAGGACUAUAAAGGCUAGAUCUGUCACCGUUUUGAAAGGGCUAAAUCUUGUCUUAUAAUAUUGUAAAGAAUUUGUUAUAAUCCCUUUAAAAUUGUAAAUAUAGUAACUAAUUUACAGUCAUAAUUUUGCAAGACAUGCGCUAAUGUUAGCUGUCCAUAAUUGGUCAUAUACUUGAUGAUAAAGCUUAUGCUUACGAUACAAGCCUUUUUUUUCAUUUUGAGUUAUAAAUAUUAAGUAUAUAUUUUCAGAUAUAACAAAGGAAUUGUUUUACUUUUCAGAUAUAUUAAAUUAUAAAUAUGUACAGAAAUAGAGAAUAAUGUUAAUAAUUGCUUAACAGUCCUACAUCAUGGAUGAUUAUCAAUACAAAAUAGUCCAUAUGAUUUAUUAGCUAUUUUACCGCAGUAUUUUUAUUUGCUUUUGACAAGAAAGGCAUUCCAAUCGGUAUAUUUGUUAUCUUAAUGAUUUAAAAUGGCCUUUUUAAAAUUAAAACAAAUCUAGUUAUAUAACCACUUCUGUUUUAUCAGCCAAGUUAUUUUGAAGUCUUCCACAGAUUAUAAUAAUUUAAAUAAAAGUUGCUUUCAUACUGAUUUUAUAUGAAUAUCUAAGCAAACAAUUUAACGCUUGAAAUAUAGUUCUGAUCAACUGGUGCUUCUGAACACAAAUGUUGUAAUAGUUUUUAAAUAUUUUUUUUUAAGGUAUAAGUAUUUCUUUUUCAGGAGGAUGUAUUUGCUCAAACUGUGUUAGCCAAAUUACUAAAAAUUUAACAAUAUUUCAGUUACAAAGAAGACACAGAUGAAGCAACAGACUCAGAUGAUAUAAUUGAAGCAGCAACUCCUAUGGCUGAUGUUGAAGAAGAAAAUAGAGAGACUAUUGAAAAGGUGCUAGAAAUUAGGAGGGGUAGAAAAGGAGGUAAGAUUGAGACUUUUAUGAGUUUUAAACUAUGGAUAGCUAGAGCUAUUUAAAUAUAUAUUUAAAAAAAAAUCUCUUGUGAAGAUCAUCAGCUAUUUCAUAUUUAAUAAUGCAUAAAAGUAUAAUAAUUUUUGGAAUUGCUAAUGAUUUACUCAUUCUUUUUCUUCAUUGAUUGCUGUGCUGAUAUAUAAAUACUUUUAUCAACUGCUGACAAUGAUUUAUUUUACCAUAAUUCAUCCUGUUUAAUAAUAGUCAUAAUUUUAACUUAACUUUUUCAGCGACUGGUCACAAAACUACUUUGUAUAAUAUUAGGGAGAAUAGUGAUCCUAAUACAACACCGCUGAAAGAUGGAGAAAAGGAAGAAUUGGAGACACAAUAUCUUAUUAAAUGGAAGGGCUGGUCCCAUAUCCAUAAUACAUGGGAGACUGAAGCUUCAUUGCGUGAGCAAAAAGUCAAUGGUAUCAAGAAGCUGGAAAACUUUAUAAAGAGAGAGGGAGAAAUAAGAGAUUGGUAAAUUGAUUUUUUUUUUUUUUUUUCAAAAAAAAGAAAUGUCCCUCUCACUGUAUAUAUUUUAAAAGUAAACUUUCCAAUCUAUAAACAUUUAUACAUAAUGAGUUAAAAUACAUGUGUGUAUGUUAAUCGUAAUCUCCAAAUAUAUUUUUUUUAAAUAUCUAAUAAUGAAAAAAAUAUUUUUAAACUAGGAAGGAAAAUGCCACACCAGAAGAUGUAGAGUAUUAUGAUUGUCAGCAAGAGAUGAUGCAAGAUCUAAUUGAGUCACACAAAACUGUUGAACGUAUUAUAUGUAAGAUACACAAAUUGUGUUUUAGUUACUGUACUAUUUUAAGAUAAGUAUUCUGUAAUUAAUAUAGCAAUUUCUGUGUUUAUCCAAAUGUAAUUUUAUUGAUUUGUCUUGAUUUUAAUCCUUUUUCCUCUAUGAUUUACUUGAACACAGGUCAUCGUAAAGAAAAUAAUGGUUCAGCAGAUUACAUGUGUAAAUGGCAAGGUCUACCAUAUUCUGAGUGCACAUGGGAAGAUGGGGAGCUUGCCUCCAAGCUGUUCCAGAGCCAUAUAGACAAAUAUCUAGCAAGGAACAAAUCUCAGUGUAUUCCCACUAAGUUAACAAGGGUAAGCAUUUUCAAGUUUUUCUAUAAGCGUGAUUUUCUUUAUUUGAUUUGUUAAUUUUUAAAUAAUUGUCUUCAUAUUUUAUAACACCUAGCCUGCGAUCAACCUCUAUCUAUAAAUAUUUAACAGGUUUUAAAGGUACGUCCAAAGUUUGUUCCAUUAAAAUCGCAGCCAGAGUACUUAGGAGGAGUUGAAAACUUGGUGUUACGUGACUAUCAACUGGAUGGUUUGAACUGGCUUAUACACUCUUGGUGCAAGUAAGGAAAUAUAUAUUCUUUCAAUUUAAGCAUUGAAACAAUUUCUCAGCUUUUAAUAAAAAGUUGUGUUUGAAUGACAACUAUGUAUCAGUUUUUUUUUAGAUAAUCUACUAUAUGCUUUUUAUGAUUAAAUAUUUAAGAAUCUGAAUUUGAAUCUCAUGCAGUAAGAGUUGAGUAAGUUAAUUUUCAAAUCAAAAUUUUAUUUGAUUUUAAAGUAUUUUGCAUUUAUGUUUUUCAACAGAGAGCAUUGUGUGAUUCUUGCUGAUGAGAUGGGUUUGGGAAAAACUAUUCAGAUCAUCAGCUUCAUUUCUCAGUUGUUCAAUCAGUUCCAUUUGUAUGGGCCUUUUCUUUUGGUGGUUCCCCUGUCAACAGUAGUUGCUUGGCAAAGGGAGUUGGAGAAAUGGGCCCCAGAGAUGAAUGUUAUUAUAUAUAUUGGUGAUGUCAACAGUCGAGCCGUGGUAAGUUGAGAUACAGAUUCUGUGAGAAUUAGGAUAAAGAAUCUGUGAAAGUUAUAAAUUUCCAGUAUUCUCAUGUUUUCAUUUACUUUCUAUCAAUCAUUUUUGCUUUUAUAACUAAAUUUACAGUCAUAAAAAGUAAUUUCCUCUUCUAGAUAAGAGAGCAGGAAUGGAGACAUCCUGGAAACAAGCGGCUCAAGUUUAAUGUUCUAAUUACUACUUAUGAAAUUUUGCUAAAAGACAAGGUAAGAAUCUCAACAGUUUUAUAGGUGUAAGGGAUUGUGGGAUAAUAUUGCUGAAUCUAUUUUAAAUUAUAGCUUAUACAAAAAAAUCGUUAAGAAAACUAGAAUUGCACAUAGUAAAAGUAUUUAUUUCUAGUAACUAUUUAGUGAAUUGUUUAAUAAAUUAUUGUACUGUUGAACAUUUUUAGGCAUUCUUAGCUGCUGAGUCAUGGGCAUUCCUUGGUGUUGACGAAGCUCACAGGUUGAAGAAUGAUGACUCUCUGUUGUACAGAUCAUUAGAAACAUUUGAUACAAACCACAGAAUAUUGAUAACAGGCACUCCAUUGCAAAAUUCUUUGAAAGAGCUGUGGUCACUGUUGCAUUUCAUUAUGCCAAAUGUGUAAGAGUUUUCCUUUUUUCCUGGGAGUAAACAAUUUGCUUUCAUCUAAUAAAGGUUUUAAACUUUUAACUUAUACAUGAGAAAACUUUAAAACCUAAUAGCAGAAAUAUUAUGCUUGGAAGGGAUUUAUUUACUACUAAUUAUUUUAAUUAACUAAAUCGAUUACUGAAUACUUUAAUAUAUUUUUAAACUUUAUUGGUUUGGGAAAAUAUAUUCUUUCAUCUAUUUUGAUUGUUGAUUUAAAAUUGUUUAUAAUCUGCACAAUUUAUUAAUAAUAUUUGUGAAAGUUGUGUGCUUUAAAAGUGCCUUAUAGAAGUUGAACAAUUUAAAGUUUCAAAAAUAUUAAUGGUUUCUCAUUUAUGGCCCACAUAGAUUCGACAGUUGGCCUGAUUUUGAAGAAAAACACUCUAAUGAAGAGGGCAAAGGAUUUCUCUCCUUGCAUAAACAGUUAGAACCAUAUCUGUUGAGAAGAGUAAAGAAAGAUGUGGAAAAAUCCUUACCUGCCAAAACUGAAAGAAUCUUACGGGUUGAGCUUUCAUCAUUACAAAAGACUUACUAUAGGUAAUUGUUUCCAUAAACAUAUUUUCCAUUACAUAUUUAACAGUGUUAUUCAGUAAUUUUCCUCAGGGAUUACUUCCACUCAGAGAAUAGAUGCCUUACUUGGUUAAGGAAUGUAUUUAAAAGUUAGUGAUGGCCAAGACUAUAAUCAAACCUGCAAUCUCUAGGGCUGGAGAGACACCAUGAGGAAAUAUCUUUAAUGUUUGUAAAGAACUAAAUGAAAUUAUAUUUUAAUACUACCCACUUCAUAACUUAACUUCACACUUUAACUUUUCUUUUCUUUAAAAGAGGAUUAAUAGAUUCUUCAAUUAUUAUUAUUUUUUGUAUUGCUUACAUUAUGUAGGGCUAUACUGAAAAGGGAAUUUCGCACACUGAUGAAAGGUUUGCGUGGUAAUGUGUCAUCUUUUGCAAAUAUAAUGAUGGAAUUAAAGAAAUGUGCUAACCAUGCUCACCUUGUUGUGCCAUUAGAAGAAGAUCCAUUACCUAAAGAAAAACUACAGGUUUGUAUUAAUUUAUUGUAUUCAUAUUUAUAAUUUAAUAGUUUCAGAAUAUUAGGGUUUCUUAAUAUAUUUCUUGUAUUUUUAAAAGUGAGGUUUUCAAGCAUGUUCCUGUGCAUCAUGAGGCUACUUUGGCAUAAGCAUGUUUCACCAAACCUGAAAUAUUUUUAGUCAUAUUUACAAAGUUUACUACUUGCAAUCAAAUAUGUAAAAAUAAUAAACAUAAGGUAGUUGAAUUAAUGCCAAUUAAAAUAGUUUUAUUUUAUCAGGUACUUUUGAAAGGGAGUGGUAAAUUGCUGCUUUUGGAUAAAUUAUUAGUCAGACUGAAAGAAACUGGACACAGAGUUCUUAUAUUUUCUCAAAUGGUCCGGAUGCUGGACAUUGUUGCAGAAUAUCUUCAAUGUAGACACUUCCAAUAUCAAGUAACGUUUCAGUGUUGUUUAUUUUAAGUGUAACUAAUUAUUGACGUAAUAUGCAUCUCUGGAUGAAAAAUUAGACCUAUUGAAUUCUAGAAGAUUUUGCUUAAUAUUUUUUUAAACAUUAAUAUAUGCUCUUUUUCUUACAUUAUCAAAAGAUAUUUAAAAUUUGUGACACUAGUUUUUAUUUCUAAUUUUAGCGACUAGAUGGAACAAUUCGUGGGGAUUUAAGGAAACAAGCCUUGGACCACUUUAAUGCAGAAGGCUCUCAGGUAACCAGAGUUGACCUUUUUUUUUAAACAUUUUUUUUUAAUAGCUUAUUUAGGUCAAUUUUUUGUUAUAUUUUUGACAUAAGGGGCUGCUAUUCGUGAGUGAGAUUAUGCCUGUCUUAUGAUGAUGUGUGAUAAGUGUCAAAUUUGCAUUACAAAUUGGGGGGGGGGGGGGGGGGGGCGCAGGGUUAAUGUCGGCCAAUAGCAUGACGUCUUUUUAUGUAUGGUUUCUUAAACAAAUUUUUGCUUUUAAUACCAAAUUUAUUAAUAGCUAAAAGAUAUUUAAAGUCAUAAAUGAUUUUGAUACUCAUUUUUUAAAGAGAAAUAUUAAAUUUCAUGUUCGUUUUUUCUUCCUAAUGUUAGUAUAAUUUAAAAGCAAAUUUGGCACUUAAACGAUACAAGUUUUAUAAUUUAUGAAAUCAACAUACAACAUAAUCCAUUUAUUAGUCAAGAUAAUGUCAAAUAACCAAAUCAUUGUAAACAUUAUUCAGUUAUAAAUAUUCCAGGAUUUCUGCUUCUUGUUAUCAACUCGAGCUGGUGGCCUUGGUAUUAACUUGGCAACAGCAGAUACAGUUAUUAUUUUUGAUAGUGACUGGAAUCCUCAGAAUGACCUUCAAGCCCAGGCUAGAGCUCAUCGAAUUGGACAGACAAGACAGGUAAAUUGAUAAAAAAAAUGUAAAACAUAAAAUUUGUUUAAAACCAAACAUGGAUCACUUUGAUGAAAGCAUUAGCUUUAACCCAGCUCUCUGAACCAUUUUCAUGGCUUUGAGGAUAAAAUAAACCUGAGUGAUCUCUUUAUUUUUCUUUCUAAAUUUUAUGCAAGAAGGAUUGUUAAAGACCACUAACCCAGAUUUUUAUGAAGAUUUUGUUAAAGUAGAAAAAAAUUCUUUAGAUUGCUUAUCUAAAUGUGACAAUUAUUAUACCUUCUCUUAACUCAUUCCCUCCGGCAGCGCUGCUUCCGGACUUAAUUUAUUUUCCUGAGAAAAGGGAAGCAACUCAGUUUUGAAAUUGAUUUAUAUUUUUAAAAUAUUUUUUUAAGUUGCUAAAUAUUAUUUAAUGUUAAUGAAUUAAGAACAAAUGCAACAAAAAAUGAAUAAGGUUUAAUAUAAAUAUAACAUUAGAAUAGACGCGCCGUACUAAAGCACACGUAGUUUUAAAGUGAAACAAGAUAAAAACUUCCGGUUUCUAAAUUAAAAUCACGCAGAAAUCACGCCAUAGCCGGAAGUCUCGAGGGGUGCGAGAUUUCAUUUCUAUUUUUAACUAAAAAUAAGAGAGGUGUGUCGCUAUGCGCCGGGACGCAUUUGGACGCAUCAGGAGGGACCCCCCGAGGACGCAUUUAGUCGCAACCGUCGGGAAUGAGUUAAAUAUUUUGGUUAACAAAAAUCCUGCUAAGAGUUUAAUAUUUUUCUUACUUUAAGGAAUACAUUAAAAUUCAAUAAAUAUAAUUUUAGGUCAGCGUGUAUCGUCUUGUGACCAGUUCCACAGUAGAAGAAAAGAUUGUAGAAAGUGCCAAGAAAAAAAUGGUGCUGGAUCAUUUGGUCAUUCAGAGAAUGGACACAACUGGUAGGACAGUACUUGAUCGGGGAUCAGCUCCAUCCAGGUUGGUAUACAUUUUUAAGUGCUUUAUUUUAAACAGGUCAAUAUUUUUUUUUAUUAAAUGUUAAUGUAAGUUAAUGAGAGUCUGAAUAUCUUAAAUGAUAGAAUUUAUAAAAUGGGAGCCUGUCUUAUUCCUUAUAAAUAUUAUUUGUUUUAAAUGCACAUAGGUUGCUUAUCUGAGAUGUUUGUUUUCAAAUUAACUUUAUCAAUUUAAUAGCAUAUAUUCUAAGAACUUCUUUAGCCAGCCUUUUAAGUAUAUAUUUAAUAUCAUAAAAGCAACAUAUAAUUUACGUUCAUUUAGCAGUGCUGUUCCAUUCAGUAAAGAAGAGUUGUGUGCUAUUCUUAAGUUCGGUGCUGAAGAAUUGUUUAAAGAAAAAGAGCAUGAUGAUGAGGAAGAGCAACAGGUAAGAUUACUUAAUCCUAUAAUAAAUUUAAUAGAAAAUUUCCUAUCUUCUUUUUUGGUUAUAACCAAAACCUCUACAGAAAUCAUCUAUGAAUAUUUAUAUGAUAUUUUGAAUAAACCAUAAUCAUGGCUACUCACUUGAAAUAAUUUUUAAUAAAGUCUUAAGAAUUUUUAAAAUAAAAAAUAUGGUGAUAUUUUUAAAUAUAAAGAAAAUUAUAAUUUUGGCAUAAAAAAUUAUUUAUUUUCUUAUUUUUUUUACAUCUUAAUAACCAAAAAUAGAUUACGUUAACAAGAAUCCCAUUGGCAGCAGAAUACAUUUUUUGAAAUUUAACGCAGACUGGUGCCAUUAUAGUUGGUGUCACCUAAAUCUUCAUGUACAUGACCAAACACAAUCAUCUGUUUAUGUAAUCUUGUAAAUUCAAGGCCAUAAUGUUCAUAUGACAUAAUAAAAAAAAAAAAGAAAGGAAUUCGAGUUGGCAGGAUCAUUGUAACCUUGAGCUCAGCUCAACAUUUAAAAUCCAUUAAUUGACUUUCAAAACUGGAGUCAUCAACUUCUUUCCUUUUUAAAGAGGAAUAUUCAAGAAACACUUCAAUAUGUUCAAUGGUUUCGCAAACAUUAUUCUAAAAUACAUCUGGACGCAACCUGUUAGGCUGCCCACACUGCUCUGGAGUCAACCCGUAGUAUAUCUACUACAAACUCCACCCUUUUAAAUUUUUUAUUUUCCAAAUAACGUAUUGUUUAAGCAGUAAAAAAAAAAAGAAAUCCUGUUAUGUCUUUUUCAUUUCUUUUUACUUUUUUUGUGACUAUUGGAUUUGGAAUUUAAUUAAUUUUAAAUGUCUUUCUUAUUUGAUUUUAAGGUUGACAUUGAUGAUAUUUUAAAUCGUGCUGAGGAGCAUGAAACUGAAAGCAACACAGUGGGAGAUGAACUUCUCUCCCAAUUCAAGGUGGCAAGUUUUGGUAAUCUGGAGGAAGAAGCUGAAGCAUCUCGGGCCAGUUUUGGAGAGGAAGGUAACCUAUUGUCUUUUUGAGUUUUGCAUUUAUUUUUAAAAAAUGACAAACAACAUAAAUUUACCAACAGUUUCUUCUUUCAUAAAUAUUUUUUUGUUUUUGUUCUGCACCUUUAGGGAAAGACUGGGAAGACAUCAUUCCAGAGGAAGUUAGACAAAAGAUGGAGGAGGAAGAAAGGCAGCAGAAAAUGUUGGGGCUUGAACUUGGGCCAAGAAACAGAAAAACAAUCAAACAGGUGAAUAUUUGUAGUUUUAUUUGUUCAAUCAUUUAACUAAUGUAAUUUUAUAUUAUAUUUAAUGCAAGAUUAGAUUUUAAAAUAAAAGCUUCCAUAUAUUCCAGCUUCAGGUUGAUUACGAUUCUGACAAAGAUAAUAAAAAGAAGCGAAGGAAAAAGGGUCAGUCAGAGUCAGAAGCAAGUGAUGAAGAAGAAGAGGAAGAUGAUGAGGACCAGCCGCGUAAAAGGGGUCGACCUCGAGGUGGUACAAAAGAUGGCGUAAAAGGAUUCUCUAAUGCUGAAAUAAGGCGCUUCGUAAAAAGCAUAAAGAAAUUUGCAGCUCCUCUAAAAAGGUAUAUUUGGAUUGAUAAUGUAACACAUAUAUUUAAUGUUUGAGCUUGUAGGUUUUCUUUCUUCUACAAUUACAUUUUGAAUACCCUGUUCUUUUUUGUAAACAAUGGGUCAAAUUUAUAAAAUGGAAUCGUAUAACUUUUUUUUCCCCUGGAAUUGAAAGGUUUAAAACCCUGUCCUUAAGAGCUUUUUAAAAAUAUGCUUUAGUGAUAGGUGUUAUGGAAAUAAUAUAUUUUAGAGACUUUUUAAACUAAAAUAUUGUCUUGCAGACUUGAUGCAAUUGCAGAGGAUGCUGAACUACAGGAGAAAAGUGAGGCUGACCUGCGACGAUUGGCUGAAUAUCUAAAACGUGCCUGUGAAGAGGCCGUCAAAGAACACAAUCAGAAGUUGCAGGAAAUCCCCAAUCCAGAGGGUAAAUUUUGAAUAAAACAAUUACUAGUAAAUUUUGUCCUAAUCUUAUUUUAAUGUGGGAUAAUAUAAUACGAUUCACCGCCUAAGGUGAAUUGCAUGUGACACUAAAAUUAUUUAACUUAAAUGUUUAUAGAUUGCAGUUAAUACUCAUUAGUAAGCCAUUUCAUUAAUAAGCCAUGGAAAAGCCUGAAAAAUGUGUGACCAGCUCAUUAGCCUACCCCAUAAAAUAAUAUGCCAGUGGAAGCAAUACAGUACAAAAGAAAACAAUUUAACAAAAAAUUCAAACUUUAAAAAUUAGAGUAAAAAGACUUUCACUAAAAACUUACAGCAUUGUGUAUAACAAAUUAUGAAUAUUUCCAAAAAUAGGACCUCAGCAAUCUACAAAACAAUUAUUUCACUAUUUAUUGUAGGUUAUUUGAUACUCUUCUAAAUAUGGCAGUAGCGAAAUGAGUUCAAAACGUGACCCAAUUUUGUACACAGCUUUAUUUUUAUUUCUGUUAUUAACUUUCUUCAUCAUUGGAGAAAAUUGUACCGGUAUAAAAUCUCUUGUGACCCGCUCAUAAACCGACCACCCCACUAAUUCCCCUGAAACAUUUCCAAAAAACUUGUAUUUAUGAAUAAGUAUAUAUGGUAAGUGUCAAAAACCUUGAUAUAAAAAAUUGUACUCAUGAUCUGCUCCAUGUCAUAAUUCAAAAUAAUUAAAAAAAUUAUAUUUAAACAUUUCAGCUGGUAAGAAAACCCAUAAAGGGCCAUCAUUCAAAAUUGCCAGUGUCAGCAUUAAUGCCCAAUCUUUGCUGAAAGCUGAAGAUGAUCUAAAACCUCUUGCUGAAGCUAUACCAGAAGAUAAAGAACUACGAAAGAAGUCAGUUCAUCUCUAAUAAGGACCUAUUCUACAUUAGAUUAAUACAUUAGGGUGUCUUAACCUUUUAUCAUAGACUUUGGAUUUUAUUCUAAUGAAAUCUUUAAAUGUCUUUAGAUUAUAUUUUAGUUUGGGGCUAGUGGGAAAAAAUCCCAUUCAUGAACCAAAUUAUUCUAAGCUCUGCUUUAGAGUUAUUGUUAUGUCAUAAUUCAACUUAUUGAUCGUGGCAUUCAGUAGAAGUAAAUUAAUAUAAAAUUGUACUUUAUGUUAAACUAUUUGAGAACUGGAUUAAAAAGUUUUUUUGUUUUUUUUAAGGUGGCGUUUGGAUCAACCAGUAAAGAAAGUGCAUUGGGACUGUUUUUGGAACAUUGAUGAUGAUAGUUCGCUGCUCAAGGGAAUUUAUGAGUAUGGCCUAGGGAGUUGGGAAGCCAUCAAAAUGGAUGAAAAUUUAGGCUUGUCUGAUAGGGUAAUUUAAUUAGAUCUUCAAUAUAAUUUUUUUUUUAUUUUAAUGAAUUGUAUUUUUGUCAUCAUGAAAUUUCAAAUUCUAAAAAUACUUAAAUUUAGGGUUUACUGUUGUAUAUUAGAUUAUUCUUUGCCUUAGUGUUAUGAUUAUAUGCAAGUUUGAUAAUUACCAAUUUAUUAGCCUUGCCAUAUUACCAAUGCAGAAAAAUCUGCCUAGUAAUUAUUCUGUAAUAUUGUAUUUUAAAAUUCAUUUUGUAUUCAUUUGUAGGUAUUUUAUUACAUUAUAUUUAAUACGACAAUUAUAGAGACCUUAUUUUUUGAUACAGUAUUAAGGUAUUGGGUGUAAGAGUAAAUUUGAAAAUAUUAAAAUAAAGUACCCAAGUGUCCUUUGGAUUCUCAUGCAGCUGACCAUCUCACUGGUUGGGGGAAAUUUUAAUUUCACCAAGAAAGUGGUACUAAGUGUAACCAGAUUUGCAUGAAAUGUGCCAUUGAGCAUGAAGCUUAAAUUAAAAGUUGACUUAUCCAAUUGGUCAGUGCAAAAGUUGUUUGCAAGGCAGAGCUUGGGCAAAUUGCAUUUUUCUUCAAUUCAUGAAAGCAAAAUAUGAUAGUUCUUGAAAUUAGAACUCGUCAAAAUAAUACGCUAUAUCAAGUCAUUGCAUGAUAGAUAAAUGCACACAAAAAUAAUGCACCAAAUAUGUCCUUGUGUGCAAUCUACGUCUGUUAUUAACAGGAGAAUCCUUAGAGACUACCUAAAUGGUGCCUAGAAAAUAACCAAAUAAAAAAUCUCAAUAACCAGUGUCAAGUCUUCAUCGCAAGGAAAAUAUUUUUCACUCAUUGUGGAGAAAAAACACUUAAUAAUAACUUUAUUUGUUGUUAAUAAUUUUAUGAAACCAUAAUUAAAAAAAACAUCCAGGAUUUUAUGAAAACAAUCGAACAUUUGGAUAGAAUUUUAUUUUAUAAAAAGGUUUUAACCAAUUAAUUUUAAGAAAAGGUCAAACCAGUUAACAGCAAAUGUUGUACAAGUCAAUUACUAAUUAUUUGCUGAUAAUCAGUGCAAGCCUACUGAGACUUUAGGAUGCCUUACAGGUUAAAUCUUUUAUAAGAUUGAUUUAAAACAUGCUUAAGGGUACAAAGUUUAAGUAACAUUUCCUCUUAAUUUUUAGAUUCUACCAGACGGAGAAUUGAAACCACAGGCAAAACAUUUACAAACAAGAGUAGACUAUCUCUUAAAAGCAAUGAGGAAAGAUGUGGUUACAACUCCAAAUGUAAAUAUUUUGCCUUUAUAUAUCAUCUAAAUUUCACACUUUCCUUAUUAAUUAAUAAUCUUGACAAGUGGUUCCCAACUUUUUUGAUUCUAUGCGCCCUUACUGAAUCCAUUUUUUCUUAGUAGGCGCCCUGCUUCAAAUUCUACACUUGAUUUCGCCCCUAUCUCAUUGAACAAUAAUGGAAAUAAAAAUUAUUAAUAUUUUGGUUAACUUUUUUACUAAAAUUCUACAAAAUAUAUUGUAACUUUUUUUUUAAAAAAUUUCCAGAAGCCAACAAAGGCAAGGAAAAGAAAUCCCAAGUCUAAGGCUGAGAUAAUUGACAAAGAUGAUUCAAGUAGUUCUGAUGAAAACAAGGAAAAGAAGUCACAAACCACAGAAAUAACAAAUAAGAAAAAACAAUCUGCAAAUGAAAAAGAUUCCAAAAAAGAAAAUAUUCUUUCUGAUAUCAGUGACAUAGAAUUAGACACAGAUGAGGAAUCCAAGCGGAAAUCAAAGACUAAAGGGAGACCGAAGAAGUUACCCAAAGAGAAAGAUGGCAAAGGGGAAAAGGAUAAAAUAAUCAAAGGAAAGACAAAGAGUAAAAAGAAGGUAUUUUUAUAGAGAUAUUUUACAUAUUUUGGAAUGAUUUUUUAAAAUAUAAAACUAAGAUGUCUUAUAAAACUAAGAUGUCUUAAGUGUUAUAAUAAUUGUAAAAAUGUUGUCUUGAUUAAGAUAUGUAUUUAUUAAUGUGCUGAGAAUGACUAUAUACAAUGUAAUAAAAAACAUUUCAUUAAUUUGGAUCAAUAACAGACUCUUAUCUUAUAUGGCUAUCCACAAUUGCAGUAUCCCUGGUAGAUAUAAUAAUUUAUUGAGUUUCAUGACUAAAAAUGUCAAGUUUAUCAUAAUUGAACCUUUGCAGCAGUCUGGCCCAAUGCAUUUCACAGCAUCUUCUGAGCCCAAAGAAAUAGCAGAUGAAGCUGAAGAGGAAGAGAGACAAAAAAUGGAACCUAAAGUUUUUGAAGAGGUACAUUGAAUAAAUUUUUCUUUGAAAAUAAUACAAAUGUAAUAGAUGGCUUUAAAAUAAGAAACAUUGUUGCGUAUUUUAUAACUUAGGCUUUUAAUUUGCUUUACCCUGUCAUAUAUUGUUUAAGUGACGACCCUAAUUUUCCAGUGUAAAGAAAAAAUGCGUCCUCUCAAGAAAAUACUUAAGCAAUUAAGCGAACCUGAUGAAAGUUUGGGAGAAAAAGAACAGGUGGCUUUUAUACGCAGUAUCCUGCUCAAAAUAGGAGAUCACAUCAAUCAAUGUAUAGAGGAGUAUUCAGAUCCAGAAAAGAUUAAAUUUUGGCGAGAGUAAGUUGUAAUGCUGAUCACAAUACAUUUUUAAUUCCGAAUGUUUAAAACUUAACACAGCUGUUUUCUUUCUAUAUUGUAAUAAUUUGAAUUUAAAAUUUUUGAUUUGAAGCUAAAAGGUGUAAACAUAUUUUUCAAUGGCAUUUUAAUCUCAUAAAUGCAUAUAGAUACAUUUAGAUACAUCUAAGAAUUGUCAAUGAUUAGAAUAAUCUCGUGAAGUUAGGCAAUAAAAUGUUAAAGGCACUUAAUUUGAAACAUUUUUAUUUUCAGCAACUUAUGGCUAUUUGUGUCUAAUUUUACCACCCUCAACCAUAACAAACUUCGCAAACUGUACAAAGGAGCAUGUAAAAAAAGGGGAAAUGAAAAACAUGAUAAAAAAGAGGUAAUAAAUGUGAUUGUUUUUUUCAUGAGCACUUUUUAUUUACAUUAAUAAAAAUAAAGGUAAGAAAAAUAUGUUGAAUGUCUCAUGGGGAAUAUUUAUAUAAUUUUUAAUUAUGAAUUGCAGGAUGCUGAUUCUAAACAUAGAAAUAAUCAUUUAAAGAGAGGACAGGAGAAAUCAGAUAAAGAUGUUCUUUCAAAAAAACAGAACUUAAUGCACAGAAAUGAUCGCCAUCAUCAUCAUAACCAACCAUCAUCACAGCAUCCUCACCAUAAAGAAAGGUAUUUUCAUUAUAUAAUUUUGUUCCGUACAAUUACUUGCUUAAUAAGAAAAAGGGGUUUCAUAUAUGCAGUCACUUUUACUAUGAAUGAUUUAAUCUAGGAUUGUUAUUAGUUUUUCAUAAUAAAUUAUAGCAUAUUUCCAUUGUAAAAUAAUAAAUGUAAUGUUUUUUACCACCUCAACACAAUUUUAUAUGAUUAAUGUGCAAGAUAUGAGAUUGCUAUGAUGAAAGCUUAUGCUUUAACCCAGCUCGCUUGGAGUCUUUUUGACUAUGAAGAAUAACAAAUCUGAGCAGUCUUAAGUAAGGUUUAGCAAACACUAACAAUAAAAGAAAAUAAUUUUUAUAAUUGGGGAUAUUUUUAAAUGUAGAUAGCAUGUAAACAGAUAUAACACUAUUAUUACCUGUUUCCAAUACAAAUAAUUUUCAUUAUUUUAUUUUGCAUAUUUGGAUGUGGGGGUAUUAUUCAAUGGUUUUCUUAUUUCAAAUUAUUAUUAUGAACUGUCUUGCAUUGUUUAAGUCUCGUCCCCCAUUAGGCAUUGAUUGACAAAGUCGUGAACACUCUUAAAAAAGUUAAAGGAUGCAUAGUAAAACUUCUGAACUUAAAAAAAUAUAAAAUCAUACACUUGUGACUUAUUUCAUAAAGUAAAUGAUGAAAUUAUAAAAUAUAUAGCCAUUUACAUGUCCUAACUAAAAAGUAGAAAGUUCCUCUGUUCUUAUAAUACCUUCUUGGCACACCCCCUGAUUGGGAAACCCUGUAAUGGUAAUUAGUUCCAUAUUUGGAAUAACUUACUUGAAAAUAUGUUGUUGUUUUUUUUGUUGUUGUUUUUUAAAAUUUUAGAAGUAUUGCAAUGAAUAGGAAGAAUAUGGUUUGGGAUUAAAAUUAAAUUAAACCUUGAUUAUGGUUAUUUUUGCUUUUUGAGAAUGGCAUUCUGAACUUUUAAGACUAUAAGAAUGCUCAAAGUAAGCCAAAGUAACAAACACUUAUCUAUGAGAAUGCUUCAAAAAUAUUUUUUUACAAAGUAGGCAAUUUUUUUCAUGGUUGAUAAAAACUUAACAAAACUUGCCAUUAUGAAAGCUAAUGCAUUAACCCAGCUCGCUCUGAGCUAAUUAGGAUUUAAGAGAGACAAAUCUGAGCAGAGCAUUAUUCAAAUGUACAAUUAUGUUUUCAAGAAAUACAUGUCAGACUAACUUAAAAAUAAAAAAAAAUAAAAAAUAGAAUUUUAAAUUAUUUUAGAAAAUAGGAAUGUAUGAGUUAUGAUUUCAAUCAUUCUUAAACACAAUUAUGAAUGCUGCUAUUUGUAUGGCUUUAGGGACUGGCAAAAAAGUACAUUCCAAAAAGUCAACCUUCACAUUUAAUAUGUUUUUAAGUAAAUAAUAUAUAUGAAAAUAUUUAAUACCAAAUUAUUCAAUGAACAAAUCCAAAAUUGCCAUGAUGAAAGCUUAUGCUUUAACCCAGCUCGCUUUGAGCCUUUUUGGCCUUGAAGAGUGACAAAUCUGAGCAGUUAUGAAAUGUACAUUUUUUAAGUUUCUGGAAAUAAUUGUUAUAUCUUGACAAAUAAAAUAAGUAUAUUUAAUGUGAAUCUGAUUUGAAAAUGUAUUAAGAAAAUAGAAAUACUUUUAUAAGCUUAGGAUUUUAAAUAAGACAUCCAUAAAACAAGUAAGACAUUGUUAUAUUUACUUAAUGGGCACAUUUUAAAAUGUUGCUAGUUACUUAAAAUGUGGAAGUUGGAACAAAUACAUACUAUAUACAGGUUAUAUAAAAUUUAAGUAAUGUCUGCGGAUCAAACUGCAAGAAAAUAAGCAUAUCCUCAAAGUACUAUGAUGAAAGCUAAUGUGAAACCAUGCUGAUUUUGAGCCUUAUGGCUUUCAAGAGCAAUGAAUCUAAGCAUUCACAUCAAGUUUAAGUAAUAAAUAGUGGAACAAAAUAAUGUUUAAGCUUGAAGAGAAAUGACAGGAGUGUUACAUUAUGCAAAAACAAAUAACUGCGUUAUAUUUUAUUGGAGAAAGCACAUUUUUAGAAACUUGAGAAAUGGAACAAGAUUAUAUAAAUUAAGAAGUUUUAAUAUAAAACAUUAACCUUUAGGAAGGACAUUGUGCUAACAUUUUCCUCUUUAUUGGAAGAUAAAAACAAUAAUAUUGAUUAGAAAGUUUUUUUAGAUUGCUGUGAUGAAAGCUUAUGCUUUAACCCAGCUCGCUUUGAGCCUUUUGGCUUUGAAGAGUGACUAAUCUGAGCAUUUAUCAAACAUCCACAUUUAAGUUUCUUGAAAUAAAUGUUAAUGUGUCUAAACACAAAUGGUUAGAAAUAACUAUUCGAUGAUCAUCAGUUUUAUAAAAAAAUUCUUUUUAAUUUUGGAAACAGGGUUUUUAGAAAACAAGUAUGAUAUUGUUAUACUGUCUUAAUGUGAACAUUAAAAUUGUGCCACGUAAAAAAAAAAGUGGAAGAAGGAAUAAAUAUAUAAACUGACAGUUCAUAUAAAAUUUUAGUAAAGUAAAUCUAAAACACUCUAAAAACAAAAGAAUUACUUUGAUUGCUGAUAUGGCUGUUCAUAAGGAAAUGUAAAUAUUAAGAUUGCUAUGAUGAAAGCUUAUGCUUUAACCCAGCUCGCUUUGAGCCAUUUUGGCUUUGAAGAGUGAGAAAUCUGAGCCUUAUUCUACAUGCAUUAUUUAAUGUCUGGAAAUAAAUGUUUAAGUCUGCACAAUUUAUAUAAUAAAAAAUUUUUCUUUAAUGUCAAUAUUUUUUUAAAAUCUAUAUUAAAAAAUGAAAAAUACUUUUGUGAGCAUAGUAUUAAAAAUACAAAAUGAGAGAUUAUUAUAAAUAAUUUAAUAGUGGGCUUGCUUAAAAUUGUGAUACUAAAAUGAAACUGAAAGAUGGAGCAAUUAUUUAUUUACUGACAGGCUAUGUAAAAUUUUUGCUUAGUUUCAAAAUUCUGAAACCCUUAUAAUACCCGGUAACAUAGUAUUUUCCAUGAUUGCUGAUAAAAUUGUAUAUAAGGAAUUUUAAAUACUAAGUCUGCUAUGAUGAAAGCUAAUGCUUUAACCCAGCUCGCUUUGAGCCUUUUGGGCUUUGAAGAGUGAGAAAUCUGAGCCUUAUUCUACAUGCAUUAUUUAAUGUCUGGAAAUAAAUGUUUAAGUCUGCACAAUUUAUAUAAUAAAAAUUUUUUCUUUAAUGUCAAUAUUUUUUUAAAAUGUAUAUUAAAAAAUGAAAAAUACUUUUGUGAGCAUAGUAUUAAAAAUACAAAAUGAGAGAUUAUUAUAAAUAAUUUAAUAGUGGGCUUGCUUAAAAUUGUGAUAGUAAAAUGAAACUGAAAGAUAGAGCAAUAUUUAUUUACUGACAGGCUAUGUAAAAUUUUUGCUUAGUUUCAAAAUUCUGAAACCCUUUUAAUACCCGGUAACAUAGUUUUUUCCAUGAUUGCUGAUAAAAUUGUAUAUAAGGAAUUUUAAAUACUAAGACUGCUAUGAUGAAAGCUAAUGCUUUAACCCAGCUCGCUUUGAGCCUUUUGGGCUUUGAAGAGUGACAAAUCUGAGCAUUUAUCAAAUGAAAAUAAAUUUUAAUGCUUUGCUUUACAUUCUUUUUCUGUUGGCAGAAAGUUUUUAAAAAAAUAUUAAUUUUAAAUAGAAUUUUAAAUAAUUUAAAAAAAAAAAAAAAAAGAAAAUCUUGGGUUUUAAUGAAUUUUAAAACCUGUUCUCAAUGCUUGGUAAAUUUAUAAAAUGAAAAUAAAUUUUAAUGCUUUGCUUUACAUUCUUUUUCUGUUGGCAGAAAGUUUUUAAAAAAAUAUUAAUUUUAAAUAGAAUUUUAAAAAAUUUAAAAAAAAAAAAAAAAAGAAAAUCUUGGGUUUUAAUGAAUUUUAAAACCUGUUCUCAAUGCUUGGUAUUGUGUGGGUUAUUUUUAUGAACGGUACAAAAUAAAGUUAUACCACACUCAUUUAAUGUAUUUUUAAUGAAAAUAAUUAAAUCUGAAAAUAAUGAUACUUAAUUAUUUAACAAUACAUAUUCUAUUAGUUCUGAUAAACUAAAAAAAUAUAAUUUGAUGAAGAAACUUUAAAAUUGCUAUGAUGAAAGCUAAUGCUUUAACCCAGCUCGCUUUGAGCAUUUUUGGCUUUGAAGAGUGACAAAUCUGAGCAUAUAUAUACAAUUUUCCCUUAUUUGCAUUUCUUUAAAGAUAGUUUUUUUUUAUUGUAUUGCCAAAAAAAGCUACUGGAAUAUAACCUGUGAUUAUAAAACCAAGUAUACCAAAAAAUAUAAGCAUCAAUUUAAAUCCUAAACAUUUAGGAAGGAAAAAGUUUAUGCCCACACUUUCCUCCUUCUUGAAAAAUUAAAAUGGUAAUCAAAUUGAUAAAAAAAGUUUUUCAAGAGAGUUAUACUGAAAGCUAAUACUUUAACCCAACCUCAACAUGUCUUUAUGUUUAUGGAAAUAAAUUGCUCAUGUUUUUUGAAAAUAAAUAUGGUAAAACUGAUAAAACUGAACACAAUAAAAUUAGUUAAUCCUUGUACUGCUAUGAUGAAAGCUAAUGCUUUAACCCAGCUCGCUUUGAGCCUUUUGGGCUUUGAAGAGUGACAAAUCUGAGCAUUUAUAUCAAUUUUCCCCCAUUUUUAAAAUUAAAAAAAUUUUGUUGAAAAAUUUACAGGCGUUUAACCUGAGAUAUAAAAACCAAAUAUACCUAAAAACAUAAGCAUUAAUUUCAAAUCUUUUUAGUAACAUUUAGCAAGGAAAAGUCCAUGUCCUGACUUUCCUCUUUAUUGAAAAACUGGAAUAGUAAACAUGAAUUUAAAGAAAAAUUAGUUUUUUUUCCAUUGUAUGAUGAAAGGUAAUGCUUUACACCAACUUGCAUUGAAUCUAUUGGCAUUGAAGAAUGAUACAGCUGAGAAGUCUUAAUUCAUACUUUUCUUUAUUUUUAAUGUAUCCCUCUAUUCAAAUUCAUAACGUUGGUUUUGUAAAAAUAUAAAACCUUAUUCAUUUUUAAUUGAUAAAAUUGAGAAUUCGCAGAGAAAAUUUGAGCUUGCAAUUAUUAAAGAAAGAAGAAAAAAAUUGUAUAGAGGUAGUGGGAAUUUAAUCUUGAGCAUAUAUUUACCCAGCCAUGUAAAUAGUCAUCACAACAAAGGACAUCAUCAGAGAACUGCACCACCCCAUCAACAACCUCCAUAUCGCACAGGGGUUGCAAAAGAUGGAACAUUAUCUGCCGAACCAGGUGGUGCAAGUCCUAGUAACCCUUGGACUCUAUCCAGUCCAUUGUCUCGAACAGAAGAGGUUACUCGUAACAGGUAAGUUAUUGAAAAAAUUGUAUUAUUUUAUCAUACAAAUCACAAUUAUGUGUUGUUCCCAACCAUCAAUAAUUUUUGUCCAACACCUGCAAUGUAUAAAUAUAUAAUAUAUAGUCAUCCCAAUUGGUUUUUGUCACUUCCUGGUGUUGUGAAUCCAUUUAUAAUUUUUAAAAAAAUUGUUUCAUUUUAAAAAUGUCAUUUCACUAGAAUAUUUGGAUCUUAACCUCAUAUGUACAGAUGUUUUAUAGAGUAUCCUUAAGGAGGACUCCCUUCUCCUACACACACACAACCCCUUCCCAACAAACAUUUUUUUAAUUUGCAUCUUUAAUGGUCUCUAGUUCUAAUGGUAGCUCAAAAAUCCCUGCUUAUGUUUUUAACAUAUCUUAAUUCAAUUACUCUUGGAACAAAUUGUUUGCUUUUACUAAAUUAGUUUUAACUUGAGAAGCAUAAACUAUAUAGUAUAUUUUAUUUAGCAGAAAAUGUAUAAAAUGAAUAGAAUGCAACAUUGUCUUUGCAUCUGUGUAAUACUCUAGAUCAUGAUUUUACUUUCUCUUUAUUUGAUUUAUUCUUUGUCUGUGCAGCAGUGUUUUUAGUGCAUGAUAAACCUCAAAACUGCACCUGUCCUGCAUUUGAUAUUUGUUCGAUCCUGUCAUGUAUUCUUAUCCUCCAUAUUUAAAAAAAAAAUACUUAAAAUUGAAUUCAGUCAUAAAACCCUUUCUGCUAUGCAUAUCACCUAAAAGUUUUAAGCACUCAUUUCUAGCAUUCUGCUAUUACAAUUUAGUUUUAUAAUUGUAAUAAAUUCUGUAUGCUGAUAAUAGAAAUUGUAAGCAAUUUAUAUUGAUAUUAAUAUAAAAAAAGUGACAUUCAGGGUUUGUAAGUAAGAAUUUUACUUACUUUUAAAAAUUUUAAAAAGGCAAAUUCGAAGGCAAAACAUUAUAAACUUGAAUAAAAAGUAUAUUCAGAUGAUAUUUAAAAGCUGCUUUUUAAAAUUUAAUUAUCUUUUAUAAUUCCCUAAUUGAUCUUGUCUGCCCCAUUCUUAUCGAACCCAUGCUCUCAUGAACCAAAUACACACAAAAGAACACAUUCCUUACCCAUCGCUCAUUGACAUUUUACAAGCCAUGCCUAAAAGGUAGACAAAUGAAGGUCAAUAUAACUAAGCAUUAGCGUAUAUAUGGAUCGCCAUCUGGAAUUAUUGUAAAUUAUGCUCCACUUCCCGUAUUUUACAAAUGUUGCCUCAGCUAGUGAUUUAAUACUGUACAUAUUUUAGUUUUAGUUACACAAAUAUAAAUAAGUUAAUCAAUAAAUUUGGAAACAUGAAUGUGACGUCAGUUCUUGAAUUUUAAAAAUAAAUAAGAAAUGAUCCUUUGAAUCCAAAAAUUUAGGUAAAACUUGUUUUAGACCUUUUUUUGUCUUUUACAUUAUAACUCAGUGUUCAGACACUUUUUCUAAAAACUUGCAUGCAGCUUCAAAAUAAAAUUUAAAGAUGUUGGUAUGGGAAAAAAAUUACAUUGAUUAAUGUUAACAAUUUUUUUAGACGAACAUUGUAAAGACAUAUGUGUCAUUAGAAUGCUGGUUCUGUUUGUACAAGUGCUGAUGCUUUAAAAUAAUGUUUUAGUCUUAAAAAUUCAGCCCCUGCUUUCUGCUGCUUUAAUUUUUUAAUUAAAAAAAAAAAUUAGUGUAAAUAUAGUGAUUUUUAUAAAUAAUCUAUAAAUUAUACAUUUUUUUUACAGUGGAUGUGUUCUUAAAAGUGAUAAAAGAUGUAACACCAAAAAAUGGAAAUUUUGCUUUACACAAAAAAAACUUAGAUUAAAUUUCAUUUCUGAUUUCUUAAAACUUUUUAAUGAAAAAGGAAGAAUAAAAGUAAAAGCUAAAUUUGUUCCAAACUAAACAAUUCCACAAUUUUCAUUAUCUUUGGAAUCGAGAAAAAUAUUAAUUUCCAAAUUUAAGCCAAAGCUCUACAAAUAAUGAACUGGAAAGCAGCACUAAGCAGCCUACUCCAUAAUCCUAGAUACAUACUUAUAUAUGUUAUAUUUUGUUUUCAAGAUACAUGCACCUCUUUUAAGUAUAAUUUGUAUGAAAUUUUUCACUCUUCAAAAUUAAGAACAUGUCCUGUCGUACUCAAAAUUUUGAUCACUCUGUUAGUCCAAUCCAUUGUUUUCCACACCUAUUCUCACCACUGGCUUUAUUUUGUUUAUGGAAAUGGGGCAUGAAUGUUGUCAUGUUGUCUUGUCUGGUAUUCACAGAUAUGAUAGUGCAUACAACCGCCAUCCCCACCCCAAUUCCUACACUAGUCAUCAUGAGCCGCAUCGUGGUGACAGAGCCUCAUCAGCAACAACUACAGACUCCAAAGAUUCUUAUUACAGGUGAAUACAUUCAAGAAACUAAUCUACUAACAACUCAAGGAUUGUCAUUGAUUUGUUCAUGAUCAACAUUUGAACAAUCAAUUUGUAAAUUUAAAAACUUUAAUAUAAUACACUUAACCCAUUAGCUUCAAUAUAUCGAAGAAGACAUGACGUGCAACUCAUUGAUUAUACUUCUAGAGUGAUAUAGAAGCUUAUCAUUCUGUGGUGUGCUAUAUGAGUCUCAGUUGACAAAUUUUGUCAUUAUAUUUGUUGUACUUAGAAUUUUGUAUUGUCAGGAUUUUAAAACAUUUUGAUGUGUUAAGAAUGUCAUGUGUGUAUAAACAAGGGAUCAGGAUUCUUUUCCAAAACUGUAUCAAUAAAAUAAACUUCAUUUAAAAUAUAUCAUAGGCUAAUUAUGUUAACAGGUCGUGUUUCUUAAUUUACAAAUUAUGUCCCAACAACCAACAUUUGCUUAUAUUACACAAUACUAACUAUCCCAACACAAUAAAAACUAUUUUUAAAAUAUUUUGAUUUUUAAAAAAAAUUGUCAUAAAAAUAUCUCUGUACCAAAAAAUCUAAAUUCAGGUUACAUUGUAAAAACAGUUUACCAUGUUCAUUUAUUUUCCCAAAUUUGAUCUUGUAUAUUUUGUGUUCAGUAAUCACCAUUUAAUCCUUUAGAGAAAAACAUUUCCUCUAAAUAAUUGUUAUUGCUUAUUGUUUGCAGUAGUAAGUAAAAGCUUCUUAUCACACCUUAAAGCUGCACAAUUUUUCCUUGAAAAUCACAAGUAGGCUAGAAUAUUGAUGCAGUGCAACAAAAAAUUAAAUACAGAACAAAAGCAUGACAUGGAUGUGGCAUGCUUUAACUUUUGUUUCAAUGCUCAGUAAAAUGAUGUGGAAUAAAGUAAAUUAUUUAUAGCAUUGUUUUUAUGACUACAUAAUACUUGCAGACUUAAUAGAUGACGAAAGUGUCAUGAAUCUUAACAUUUUAUUACACUUGAAUCGGUUUAUUUUGCAAAUUUAAGAAAACACAGAUGAAUGAAAGAAUUAUUAUUCUUCAUCAGGUUUAACAAUGACCGUCAAGGGCCAGGCGGUCAACAUUACCAUCGUGAUUUCAGAGGAAGAAAUGAGCAUAGAGCAGGUUAUCGACCUGAUCCACAUAGGAGUGACCACUACCGUCCUGAGUAUGGUAAUCAUUAUAGGGACCAGAGCGGUGGUCAGCAACAAUCACAACAUUACAACAGAGAAAGAGAGCGAGGUGGAGAUGACUGGGGUCCAAAUAGGUCAGUUGUGAAACAUAAAAGCCUGCAUUUUGUAAUUAUAAAAGUGAUACUAUAAUUACCAACUCCUAGUUUUCUAUGUAUAAUUUUAGUAGGCACGUAAAAAUGAAGCUAUGCUGGUAAUGUUGAUAAUUUUACAAUUUUUAUUUAUAUAUUUACAUUAAGCUUGAGACUAUCUUCCAAACACAAUUUAUUCUCAAAGAGCAUUGGCAUAUGCAGACCGAGUUGAAUUAUUUGAGAAGGCAGUUCAUUCUGAAUAUAUUUUAAUUUAACAUCAAUGUAAAAAAAUGGAGACUUAAGUGAGGGAUAUUUCUGUUUUAGUUUAUGGCUAAAGAUAUUUGGUUUAAGUAUAGCACAUAGGACUCACAUUUUUCAUCACUUAUUUUGAGCGAUAUAACUUUCUUGACUAAAGCAUAGUGAUGGUGACUAAAGCAUAGUGAUGGUGAAGGAGGAUACAUUUACAGAGUUUAGAUAAUAAACUUUAUUUAACCUUUUACCUAUAUACACAUUUGUAACAUUCAUGAAAAUCAUCAGGGUUUUAUUAGCAUCAGCAAAAUUAUAAAAAAAAUUGUAUACAAGACACCUCAAAACUACAUUUUUUUUUUUAAAGCAUCAAGAACUUUUUAAAACAUUGUUUAUUGUAAUCAGACAACUUAAAUUUUGCUAACUUUGCAAUUAAAAUUUUCAUGACACUAACUUAAGAGACCUCACAUCAUCUUAAAUGUAAUCUUACAAACAGUUCUUAAACAAAUAGCUUAUAACUUGUACUCUGCACUAUCAGGUUUGCAAAGUCAUAGGCACGAAUCUAUAAUAACUAAAAUUAUAUUUGAGAACUACAACUGUAAAUCUGAAAAAAAAAUGUUUUAUAUUACACGAAAGUAUUAUUAAAAUUUUUUUUAUCUGGAUGAGUAUUUAUAUUAUAUGUAGGUUUAGGGUUCUCUAUUAUUCCAAAUAUAAAGUAUUAACGUGUUCAGCUAUUCGCCUAAUUAUUAUAAAUGAAUUUUAUCAUUGGCUUGUCCUUGUCUUUAUUUUAUCAAGAUAUGUGAAUAUUUAUUUUUAAAAUAAGAUACUUAACUUGAAUAACUUUUCAAGCUUUUCAAUUAAAAAUUAUUGAAUCAUGAAUUCCAGGCCAGGGUGGUAAAUAAUAGUCAAGCCACGUUGCUGCAGCAGAUGUGUGGUACUGACUGUUAAAUUGCUAAAUUAAAUAUAAAAAAUAAAAUAGUUGAUUUUAUUAAAGUUAAAGCAUAAAUCAUAAUUAGCGUCAGGUCAGUGGGAGUACCAGCACUUUCACUUGUUCACUGUCAACCAGUUAGAGUUUGCUAAAAAUUCUUAACCCCAAAAAUGUGAGGUACUGUGAAUUAAUUUGUUAAUUAUUAUAUGAUCAAUGUUUCAAAUGUUACAAGGAUUAAAAAAUGUUUAUAGCUUCAAAGUCUAUUCUCAUGAUAAAAAAAAAAUUAGAUUUUUCUGCACCAAACCAACAUAAUUACCCCUCCCAUUUCAAAAGUAAAAUGAGAACUUCUAUAAUGACCCUAAUUUGUUUAAAUUCUGUCUAAUACAGUCACCACAACUAUCAGGGAGAUAGAAAACGUAGAGGAGAGAGACCAGGAGAGGACUAUCAUGAUUGGGAGCGACGUUCUAACAAAGAUCCCAGACUUGAAGCCAAGCCUCGGUUUCCACAUCCUCAGCCCCCUCCACCAGGUGACUCACCCCCUAGCUUUCCUCAUCACUAACCAUAGCCCUGCCUCUGGGACAGGAAGGACAUUAUUCAAUGCACAUCUAACAUAAUCACCUCAGCAAAGUUUUUUUUUUUUUAAUGCCAUUUGUCAGCAGGUCCAAAUGUAACAAUUUUUAGGCAUUAUCAGAUAAAGGUUCAAAGCAAAUAUUUUGUUGUAAAGAGAUUCUAUUGAUACACUAUGUGGCUCAAUUAAAUCAACGUUUGAAAUAUCCAUGGUCAAUUACUUAGUAACAAGUUUUGCUAGGAAUGUAAAAUAGGCAGCUGCUGGGAGAUGUCAAGAUUUAUUUUUAAAUUUAAUUAUGCUUCAACCAAUGGAAAAUUGUGGAGUUUUUCAUUUAUUCUGGUUGUGAUUAACUAAGAACUGCAUGGCUAUGAAAUUUUCUAUUUUUCUUUCAUAUCAAAAUUUUCAAAGAUCAUAAAAUGGUGAUAUAAUGAAAAAGCAAGAAAUGGUUUCAUAACUUGGUUUAUAUUCUGAAGUUAAUUGUUAUGAGUUUAACAAAAAGUUGGAUGCUUUCAGUUUUAAUAUAAAUGAUAGUUAACUUUUGAUACUGGGUACUAUACCCAUAGCUGGAACUUGGUAAAAUAAAAGAAUUUUAAAUUAUGAAUUGUAAUGCAUAUUGAAAAUAUUAUCAGUAGCUGACAUUUAAAAAAGAAUUUAACUUUUAAUGAACAGUAAUUUUGAGACUUGUGGAGUUAUGUCCCUCUCUGGCUGACAUUUUCACCUGUGACACUGCACAUAUUCCAAUUUGUUGUUUGGUAAAUUUGCAGUUCCUUGCUUCCAAAGUCUUUCUUGCUCAUGGUCAAAUUAUAAUUAUUGCUUUAGUCUCUUGCAAUCACCAAAAAAAAAUUAAAUAGUUAAAAAAUGACACAUUGCCACAUUUAUGUAAAGACUAUUUUCUGUUUGUGUCCACUUUGAUUAUAGAUUCAAAUUAUGUCUGGCAGCAUUUUUUUCUGUUCUUUUCAUUUUGUUCAAAUGAACUUUUCAUUUGUUAAACAAAAUCUUAUUUUAUAAACAUUGUACAUAUUUACAUAUUUCAAGGUAGUUUCUGAAGUAAAAGUUUGUUUAUAUUUCCAGCUUCUAAGAAGUGGCAAUGAGUAUACAUUUUCUCCAAUCAUGUUAGACACCCAUUAAUUUCCAUAAACAAAUGGAUAACUUAAAAUAACCCAGUUUGCGUUCAAACAAACUGUAUAAUGUUGAUGUAGUUAUUUGCAAGAGCACUUACAAUAGGAUAUAACAGAGCUUUCCAAAUUGUGUGGCACUUAAGUAAGUCGGCUACAGUGACUGGGAAAUCCCUGAGUCUAUAUAAAAUAAGCAAUCCCAAUUUCAUGGCAAUCUCUGGUUGUAUGUUACACCAUUUUCUUAAGAAAAGUAAUGAAGAUUAUCUGCCAUUUAUUAACAAAAUAGAAAUAUCUGGAACAAGAUAAGUGGAAGCUUGAAUAUCAAAACAAGACAAUAACGAACGUUUGGACUUAAUGCCUACAGUAAAACUGUUAGCAUUAAAAAUAUCUUAACAGCAGUAGAUGAAAUGUAUGCCCUAAUGGAUAUCACAGCAACUGGAAGUGACCAAAGAAAUGUGUUUGAAAUGUUUUAAAUAACUGCCUCGUGUGAGCUAAAAUGUAUCAGCUAAUAAGAAGAGUUUGGAAAGCUCUGAGAUAACUGAAUAUGGUCUGGAUAGCUGACUGUUGGCCAUUUAAGAAAUAUUUGAUGAACACCUUGUUAAACCAAACUGUCUGAGUAAGUUUGAAACCAUUGAUUUCUUGUAUUUAUUACUGACAGUCACAGACCUGUUUACCCUCAAACUCUUAAAAUCGUACAAUAUCAUCACAAAAUCGUUCGAUACACUAUCUUAAUAGUAAAAAAAUAAACAUGUAUACACCUCAAAAUCGUACAUUGUACGCCAAAAUCGUAAGAGUAAACAGGUCUGCAGUCAAUGUAAGCAAUUGAGAUCACUGAUGACUGCUUUAAAAUAAGCUAGCCUUUAAUUUUAAUGCUUUAGGACUUCUGAUUUUUAGUAUAUUUUAAAUUUUAAUUUCAUUCUCAUGCCUUUAUCAACUUGGUGAGAUACAAGAUUAAGCCUACACCAUUUAAAAAUGUUGAAUUCCUGUAGACAAGAUGUGUUGAUAAAAUGUUACGGUAUUAUUAAUGGCAUUGGUCCUCUCAGCAAGAAACAAUGAAGGUUGUUGAUGAUCCGCGAUUUGUCCCCAUUUCCCAACUGAAUGGCAAUCAUAUCUCAAUGUCCUUUCUGUCUCGGUGGCAUCAGUCAGCUGGAGUGCCUGUUACAGAAGACUUGUUACCAAUGUCAUGCUCAUGGUAUGUUUGUCAGAAUGAUUUAUUCACUGGGAUGUACAUUUUCAUGAUUAAUAUAAUGACGGUGAAUGUGAACUUUCAAAUUACUGUGUGUCUUUGAUGAUUGCAACUCCAUGUUUAUGUUAUGGGUAAGACGUGACAUGGCUUUAUGAAAUCUUGUCUGUUUUGCUCUAAAUAACUUAUUGCAAUGUAAUGACAUGAGUACUUCAUAGUAGAGAAUAUUUUGUUUCCAUUUCCAUUUGUGUUACAUGAACUUACCAUCUCAAGCCUACUUUAUUUCAUGUGUUCAUUUAUCAUUCUUUGUUCUGGCCAAUCUUCCAAUGUUUAAUUAACCUGUUUCCAAGCUGGGGAAACAGAUUUCAAAAUAAAGUCUACAGAUGAUUUAAGGAUAAUUUUUAGAAGCUUAUCUCUUGAGUCCUUGGAAGGUGGGUGGGGUUGAGGGGGGUGUGUCUCUUAAACUCAAUUCAAAAGCCAGACAGGUUGCUUUAGAAAAUUCAUAGUUUGAUUUUAGUCUUGGGCACAUCCUGUAUGAGGGUUCCAAUAACUGGACCUGGUAUAGGUAGAGUGUUGAACUUGGUUGUCAUAUUAUGGACUAGCCUUUAAAUCCUUAUCGGCAUUAAGUCUUGUUGGCGCUAAAUCUUGUGACAGAUAGUUUCAGUCUGGAUGUACACAUAGGGUACAUCGCUGGUCUACUACAUUUUCCACAGGUCCACUUGGCUGUGGAAGGACUCCCAAAAAGCUGUCAACUGAACAGUUGUAUCUAUCAGAAGAAGACUUUAGAUGAGGUGACAUGUGAUGUUUAGUUUGCACUAUCAUCUAAUGAUACUGUGAGCUGACCCUUGAAAUACAAUUGUUAUACUGACAUGGUUCCAUCUUUGGCUUGUUUUUUUAUGUAUGACAGUGGGGCUAGUGCUUAGUAAGUCAUUGGAUAGAUCAAUGAGGCAUUCAUGUCAGUCUUGUUCAAAUAAAUAAUUAAGGAUGAUAAAGCAGUUGCUUAUUAUUGUGUCAGGCUAUUUGGAUGAAUGAAUUGUGUUUACUUGUACGACAUGGUCAUACUUAGGAUACAUAUUAACUACUGCUUCAAGGCGGUCAAAUCAGGAAUAUGAUCUCACCUGAAAUAGGAGCUGGUUGGAAGAUAUUGUAACUCAACAACAAUUUUUCAGUUAUCUGCAUAAGGUAAUGCAAGUUUGUGCGUGAUACAAAUAUGCUCUUUAUUUGAAUUUACUUUUGUUUUCUAGAUUUUUAGAUCUGUGAGCCUAUCAAAGUUUCAAUGAUUGUUCUUUUUGUGUUUCUUUUGUUUGACACCCAUGUAGCUGUGUAUGGGAGGAAGCUAUUGAUUGAAAUGUGUGAAAGCCUCAUUCAGUUAUGUGUGUGUUUAAACUUUGUAGUCAUUGGUUUUCUGUACAUAAUGU
Lymnaea stagnalis (great pond snail) is the source of this 37463-nucleotide messenger RNA. The record is from the annotation of a GenBank genome assembly. NCBI's taxonomy places the organism in Eukaryota, Metazoa, Mollusca, Gastropoda, Lymnaeidae.